This is a messenger RNA of Pipistrellus nathusii (Nathusius's pipistrelle), 378 nucleotides long. NCBI's taxonomy places the organism in Eukaryota, Metazoa, Chordata, Mammalia, Chiroptera, Vespertilionidae. The record is from the annotation of a GenBank genome assembly.
AUGGCAGCCAUCGCAGCCUCCUCUGUCGUCGCCAAGAUCAUGUCCGCAGCGAGCCUGGCCACAGCCGGCGGGGCGGCCUCCGGCAGUGUCCUCUCUGGCCUGUCAUCCCUGGUCAAGGCUGUCGUGGCAGCGAUUGGAGGAGCCGCGACCGUGGGCGCUGUGCCCGUGGUCCUGGGCGCCGUGGGCUUCACCGGGGCAGGAAUCACCGCCUCCUCCUUGGCAGCCAAAAUGAUGUCGGUAUCCGCCAUCGCCAACGGGGGCGGGGUGGCUGCUGGAGGCAUGGUCGCUACUCUGCAGUCAGUGGGAGCGGCCGGCCUGUCCCUGUCCUCCAAAGUCGUCCUGGGCAGCGCGGGGGCCCUGGUGUCCCUGGUCGUUUAG